Molecule: messenger RNA, 783 nt
Organism: Cryptomeria japonica (Japanese cedar)
Lineage: Eukaryota; Viridiplantae; Streptophyta; Pinopsida; Cupressales; Cupressaceae
Exons: 2
Coding region: 121-753 (210 amino acids)
Molecular function (GO): protein dimerization activity
Source: RefSeq, a predicted model, not a curated record
AACCAGCUUCAUAGGCCCAUCCAUGCAACAACUUAUUACCUCAAUCCAUCAUUUUGUUUCUGUGCUAAUUUCAAAGUGGAUGAGGAGGUUCUUAGCGGGCUAUAUUCAGUAGUACAACGGAUGGGCACUGAUACCACAACUACCACAACUACACUGCUCGAGAUGGAUGCAUUUAAUAAUGCAGUAGGGGCGAUCUUUGCCAGCCAAUUGUGCAAAGAGGGUCGGACAAAAUUGCAGCCAGAUAGAUGGUGGCAAAUGUUUGGGCCUUCAACCCCAAACCUUCAAAAAAUUGCCAUCCGCAUAUUGAGCCAGCCAUGUAGCGCUUCUGGAUGUGAGCGCAACUGGAGCAUGUUCGAGCACAUCCACUCGAAGAGGCGAAAUGGAUUGUUUGUGGAGAGGUUGAAUUAUCUAGUCUUUGUUCAUUACAAUCUUUGCCUCAGGACUAGACAGAUUUUGGACGCUGACUCCUCUCCGAUCACUCUAGACGAAGUCGACCCCGAAUUCGAUUGGCUCACUGAGGCCACUGAUCUAGUCUUCACUGAUGAGGACCUUGAGUGGAUUGACCAGGCAGACAGAGAGGCUGAGGCUGUGGCUAUGGCAGAGGAGGAUAGAGCACAAUCAGGCACAACACCUAUGGCUACUCAGACUGGCACAUCACAGGCAGAGACUAUGGCUACUCAGUCAUCCAGGACCUACCUUAGAUGCCUUUCUAGGAGGCAGAUAGACGAGGCCGAGCAAGAGACUGAGCCAUAGACUUGUUUUUGUUUACACUUUACAGUUACA